Phytophthora sojae is the source of this 1746-nucleotide messenger RNA. RefSeq lists its product as hypothetical. The transcript has 4 exons. Bases 1 to 1746 code for a protein of 581 amino acids. The record is from RefSeq and is a predicted model, not a curated record. Gene Ontology annotation, biological process: double-strand break repair via break-induced replication; DNA catabolic process; mitotic intra-S DNA damage checkpoint signaling. Gene Ontology annotation, cellular component: Holliday junction resolvase complex; nucleus. NCBI's taxonomy places the organism in Eukaryota, Oomycota, Peronosporomycetes, Peronosporales, Peronosporaceae. Gene Ontology annotation, molecular function: 3'-flap endonuclease activity; DNA binding; crossover junction DNA endonuclease activity.
AUGGCGCGCAGCGCGCAGGGCUGCCUGCACGACGGCAACGACGCGCUGGUGGAGGACCUGCUGGCGCUCAAGCAGAAGAUCCGCGAGUCGUCGCACCUGGCCUCCAACUACGGGCGCGCCAUCGCGUCCAUCCGCGCGCACCCGGAGCCGCUGCGCAGCGCCGCCGAGGCCAAGAAGUUGCGCAACAUCGGCAACUACCUGGCCAACCAGAUCCACAGCAUCCUGCGCAAGCGGGGGCUGCUGGAGGCGGCGCCGGACGAACCGCCCGUUGCGCCUCCGCCUCCGACCCCUGUAGCUCGACCGCAGCCCAAGAAAUCGUCCAGAAAUGCCGCGAUCGGAACGCCCGAACGGCCAGCGAGAGACUACGCGCCCGCGUACCGCAAGCAGCCGUGGUUCGUGCUGCUGGUGCUGAAGGAGGCGCGCGCGGUGGAUGAAGACGCGGCGGUGCCGAGUGACUCGUUGCUGCAGAGGAUGCUGGCCGCUGGGUAUGAAGGCAGCAGUGCAAAGCUGCGGACGUGUUUGGCGUCGCUGAGCGGGACGCACGAGGUGGUCAAGAGGUCCAACCUGGGCUACUACUAUCUCACGGAGAAAGGUCGGCGCAGUGCCGAUUUGUGCCCGGGAUCGCUGCCAGGGAGCGCGAUUGAUACAACUACAACCGCAACGGCUACGGCGCCUGCGACGACAGCUUCAGCUCGACCAGUUCUGCGGGAAUACCCGUCGAGCCCGGAUGUGACUUGCAUUGAGACGGAAGACUCGGACGACGACAUUCUGAAUCAAGUUCUGGAGCCUCGUGUGGUGAUGCCGCGACUGCCCGAACCGGAGCCGGAAGCGGGGACCAGGAAGCGCACUACGCCUGAAGAUCUGAUCCGCGAGACGGAUACGUGGGAGCUGGUAUUGCUGUUGGACCAUCGCGAGGUUAUCGAGCGGCGCAACCCGCGCAUCCUUGAGCGGAAGUUGCUGGAAAGGAACGUGAACUGCGAAGUCCGCGCACUUGGCGUAGGAGACGUUCAAUGGAUUGCUCGUCGUUAUCGCAUCGGCGGGGACACGCAGGAGUUUGUGCUGAAUAUCAUCGUCGAGCGGAAGGAGGUGCACGACCUGUCGGGCAGUAUUAUCGAUCGCCGCUUCUUCGAGCAGAAGACGCGUCUGGCUACGGUCCGCGAGACCUGCGGCGACGUGCAUGUUAUUUAUCUCAUCGAAGGCUCGCUGACGCAGAUAACCACGGUGCGCACGAGCGGUCUUCACACGGCGAUGGGCCGUACGCAGGUGCAGAACAACUUUUUCGUUCAGCAGUGCCAGAACGCGGACGAGACUGUGACGUUCCUCGCUCGGGUGUACGCGCGUCUUCUAGCCAAGUUCCCGCUGAACCCGACUGCUGCAAAGCCUGCAACAUCGCACCUGCUGCCUCAAGGUCGCUUCGACUCGGAUGAAUUCGCAAAGAUAUUUUGCUUGCCGCCUCAACGAUACGCGCCGUUCAACUCGCAGUUCCGGAAGAAGACGCAGUUCACAGUGCGCGAGAUUUUCCAGAGGAUGCUGAUGCAGGUACCGGGACUGAGUGCCGCCAAGACGGUGGGUCUGUCGGCCAAGUACCAGAACUUCCGAGAACUGGAAAGCGCUCUUCGAAAGCGCGGCCGCGAUAGUGAAGUGGAGCACGUCCGGUGCGGGAAGACCCAGCGUCGGCUCGGAUCGAAGGCGCGUGAGUCGCUUGGUGAACUGCUCACUGCCAGCGAGUACUCGGAGAAUGAGUGA